Molecule: messenger RNA, 2144 nt
Organism: Prinia subflava (tawny-flanked prinia)
Lineage: Eukaryota; Metazoa; Chordata; Aves; Passeriformes; Cisticolidae
Gene: MAP2K4
Product: mitogen-activated protein kinase kinase 4
Exons: 11
Coding region: 136-1308 (390 amino acids)
Biological process (GO): MAPK cascade; protein phosphorylation
Molecular function (GO): JUN kinase kinase activity; ATP binding
Source: RefSeq, a predicted model, not a curated record
CCGCAGGCGCGGGGCCCCGGCGGGGAGGGGUUUCGCGGCCCCAGCCGGGGGCGGACGGGCGGCGGGGCCGUGUGUCCUGCCCUGCCGGGGAGGGCCCUGCGCAGCGCCGCCGCCGCUGCUCCCGCUCCGCGCACAAUGGCGACUCCCAGCCCCAGCGGCGGCUCCGGGGGGAGCGGGAGCGGGCCCGGGCCGGGCGCCGCCAGCAGCAGCAGCAGCAUGCAGGGUAAACGCAAAGCGCUGAAGUUAAAUUUUGCAAAUCCACCCUUCAAGUCCACAGCAAGAUUUACUCUAAAUACUUCUGGAGUUCCUUUCCAAAAUCCACACAUAGAGAGACUGAGAACACACAGCAUUGAAUCAUCAGGAAAAUUGAAGAUUUCCCCUGAGCAACAUUGGGAUUUUACAGCAGAGGACUUGAAAGACCUUGGAGAAAUUGGACGAGGCGCUUAUGGUUCUGUCAACAAAAUGGUCCACAAACCAAGUGGGCAAAUUAUGGCAGUUAAAAGAAUUCGGUCGACAGUGGAUGAGAAGGAGCAGAAGCAGCUUCUGAUGGACCUUGAUGUAGUGAUGCGAAGCAGUGACUGCCCGUAUAUUGUUCAGUUUUAUGGCGCACUCUUCAGAGAGGGUGACUGUUGGAUCUGUAUGGAGCUCAUGUCUACCUCGUUUGAUAAGUUUUACAAAUAUGUAUAUAGUGUAUUAGAUGAUGUUAUUCCAGAAGAAAUCUUAGGCAAAAUCACUUUAGCUACUGUGAAAGCACUAAACCACUUAAAAGAAAACUUGAAAAUCAUUCACAGAGACAUCAAACCUUCCAAUAUUCUUCUGGACAGAAAUGGAAAUAUUAAACUCUGUGACUUUGGCAUUAGCGGACAGCUCGUGGACUCCAUUGCCAAAACGCGGGAUGCAGGGUGCCGGCCGUACAUGGCGCCGGAGAGGAUAGACCCCAGCGCGUCCAGGCAGGGCUACGACGUGCGCUCGGACGUCUGGAGCCUGGGGAUUACCUUGUACGAGCUGGCCACGGGGCGAUUCCCCUACCCCAAGUGGAACAGUGUGUUUGACCAGUUGACACAGGUAGUGAAAGGAGACCCACCACAGCUGAGUAACUCAGAGGAAAGGGAGUUUUCCCCAAGUUUCAUCAACUUCGUCAACUUGUGCCUUACAAAGGACGAGUCCAAAAGGCCAAAGUACAAAGAGCUUCUGAAACAUCCCUUCAUCCUGAUGUAUGAGGAACGCACAGUGGAUGUUGCAUGCUAUGUUUGUAAAAUCCUGGAUCAAAUGCCAGCAACUCCCAGCUCUCCAAUGUACGUGGAUUGAUACUGCUGCUACAUCAAACUCUAGAAAAAGGGCUGAGAGAAAACAAGCUGUAAAGAAUUUUCAUCACAUAUUGCAGUGUUUUUAAUGCUCGCCCAGACACCAUGUGCAAUAAUAUUGGUGUUAUUUCCAUCCUGUCUGUAUACUGUUGUCACAUAUAAAGUGCAUCCCUGUAAUAUCUGAUCACACAGUGUUAGUGUUGGUCACAGAGAGACCUCAUCUUGCUCUUUUGUGGACAUAUUCAUGAAAUGUGGAAAUAAGUACAUUUAUUUGUUGACUGUGAUUGGAUAGCACCUAAAAUUCAUUUCUAGACUCAAAACUUGGAGACUCCUCAGCAGCUACUGGAAAGAUUUUUCUCUCAAACUCUUCCGAUUGUUGUUUCAAGUAAUAAUAAAAAGCAAACAAACAAAAGUUAGGCGUUGUCUGUCUGAACAUUAAGAGACUUUGCCUGGAGGGAGAAGAACUUGCUUAACCAACAAGAUGCUUUGCCUUCUGGAGCUGGAAAGGCAAAGGAGAAUUUUAUUCUUCACAAAGUGCAAUAGAUUUACUGCUAUGAAAUUCUGUUGCUUUACAGUCGCAGUGUACUUUCUGGGGACAGUGUGCUCAGCUGAACUUCCUGUUAAAGAGAGAUCAUGUUAAAUAUAGUGAAUAUGUCUUUACCAAAAAUAUGUUGCAUUGAAAGAGGCUAACAUUAAACUAUUGAGAUGGGACAUAAUGUAUUCUUCCUCCUUUUACCAAGCCAGCCACUCUUCACUCUUAACUAGGUGUCCUGUAAAUUGUUACCUGGUAAGAUAAGACCUUUGACCUGAAGAAUUAUUAAACUACUUGAUUGAAUUUAA